This is a messenger RNA of Panicum virgatum (switchgrass), 3372 nucleotides long. RefSeq lists its product as uncharacterized. NCBI's taxonomy places the organism in Eukaryota, Viridiplantae, Streptophyta, Magnoliopsida, Poales, Poaceae. Bases 99 to 2891 code for a protein of 930 amino acids. The transcript is spliced from 7 exons. Gene Ontology annotation, cellular component: nucleus. The record is from RefSeq and is a predicted model, not a curated record. Gene Ontology annotation, molecular function: RNA binding; catalytic activity. Gene Ontology annotation, biological process: chromatin remodeling.
CGCCGCCACGCAGGUUUAGAAAAAAAACGCCUCCACGCCGACCCGUCUAAAAAGAAAAAAAAUCGGAGGCCCUCAAACCCUAAUCCCUUCGCUCCCCCAUGGCGGACCCCGAUGCCGCGCCGCUGACCCCGCCGCCAGAGUUAGUAGCCCCCGAGGAGCAUCAGGCGGCAGCCGACUCCGCCGCCGCCGCGGCGCAGGAUGAGGCCGCGGCGGGCGAAGUCGAUCACAAGAGGAAGCUUGAGGAGGUCGGCGCCGACGUGGAAGCGAACGGCGACGGAGAGGACGCCAAGCGACCCCGCGUGGACGGCGAGACCGACGCCUCCGCAGGGACUGAGCAGCAGAACGAUGGGUCCUCCGUGAAUGUCGAGGAGCCCGCAGCUGCGGAGGACGGCAACGUUGCCCCUACCGAGGGGGUGGCAGAUGGUGACAAUGGCACGGUCGCGGCUUCUGAGGUUCUGCCACUCGAGCCCACACCGGAAGCAGCAGCUGGAGCUCGACAGCAAGAAGGUGAUGCAGCAACUGCCUCGCAGGAGACAUCUCAUAAAAUUGAAGUGCCCAAUAGCAAGGUUGGUGUACUGAUUGGAGGCGCGCUACAUCGGCACCCGGGUGUAGUGAAAAAUGAGCAAGGGUCUUCGCAUCUAACUCGGUGUGUGCGAAGGGCAAGGAAGCUAGUCGAGCCAACUAGGAUUCGUAUAGGUAGUUGGAACGUAGGGUUGCUUACAGGUAGGUUAAUAGAGUUAGUUGAUACAGCGAUUAGGAGGCGUGUAAAUAUCUUAUGCGUUCAAGAGACUAAAUGGAAGGGUCAAAAGGCGAAGGAGGUGGACAAUACUGGCUUCAAGCUUUGGUACACAGGUACAACUGCAAAUAGGAAUGGAGUGGGAGUUUUGAUUGAUAAGAGCCUCAAGAAUGAUGUGGUGGAUGUCAGAAGGCGAGGAGAUAGGAUCAUCUUAGUCAAGCUCGUUGUUGGUGAUUUAGUCUUGAACGUUAUUACUGCAUGUGCCCCCCAAGUAGGCCACGAUGAGAGUGCUAAGAGGCAGUUCUGGGAAGACUUAGAUGACAUGGUUAGAGCUGUACCUAUUAGGGAGAAGCUUUUCAUAGGAGGAGAUCUCAAUGGUCAGGUAGGUACUGCAAAUAUAGGUUUCGAGGCGGUACAUGGGGGUUUUGGUUUUGGUAGUAGAAAUCAGGAGGGGGAGGAAGUCUUGAACUUUGCGUUAGCUUUUGACCUAUUGAUAGCCAACACUUUCUUUAGAAAGAGAGAGUCCCACUUAGUGACCUUUAAUAGUGGCCAACACACUAGCCAGAUCGACUUUAUCCUCACAAGAAGAAAGGAUAAACGAACGUGCCUGGACUGUAAGGUGUUACCCGGAGAGUGUGUAGUUUCCCAACAUAAGCUGGUGGUGGCCGAUUUCCGCUUUCAGGUGCAUGCCCGUAGGGAUAAACAAGCUAAGUUUGCAAGAACAAAGUGGUGGAAGCUAAAAGGGAAGAUGUCCGCUCUGACCCAGUCGGUUGAACUAGUUGGAACCCUUGCAAGUGUUGAUAAAGCCGAGCAGCUUAUUAAGAGUGUUAUAGCUGAGGCUGAGGCUGGCGGUUCCUCUGCUUUAAUAGCUAGAGGCUUUGGAAGUGGACAGUCAGGAUCCGGGCAGUUUGAGAUGACAGUUCCUGAUAACAAGGUUGGCCUGAUUAUCGGAAAAGGUGGUGAGACAAUUAAAGGCCUACAAACAAGAUCUGGUGCUCGUAUUCAGUUGAUACCCCAACAUCCUCCAGAGGGUGUUACAUUGACUGAACGAACUGUACGUGUAACUGGGAAUAAGAAACAGAUUGAAGUCGCAAAGGAUCUGAUCAAGCAAGCUAUGAAUCAGAAUUUCUCAAAGCAUGCGAACCAAUCUGGUGGAUAUGGUCCGCAAGGUUACCGCCCUCAGGGUCAUGGUGAGGCUUUGCAGUGGGGGCCACGUUCUCAAAGUCAGCCUGGCUAUGGGUAUCCACCAAGAGGUAUGCCUCCACCUCAGAACUACAACCCAGCCUACGGUGGUUACCCACAGCAGGGACCACCAAGAGGCGGCAUGGGCUGGGACCAAAGGCAGAGCCCUCCGCCCCAUCCUUCAUAUCAGGGUGGUGGUUCUGACUACUACAAGCAGGGAUCUCAACCAUAUGAUAGCCAGCCACCAAGCUACCCUCCUGGACCAGGGAACUACAACAGUUAUGGGCAAUCUCAAGCUCCUGGCUAUGGACAACCUCCAUAUCCGCAACAUGCGCCUCAACAGAACUAUGGCCAUGGGUAUGGUGAUCCUAGAUACAAUGCUCCGCCUCCAAACCAGUACUAUGGGCAGCCACCAAUGGGCCCCCAGCAAGGCUAUCCUCAACAGGCAGAUCCUUAUGCAAGGCCUUCAUACAGUGGACUGGGACAAUGGGCGCCCAGAGCUGCUCCGGCUGCAGAUGGCUCCUACCAGCCACCACCUGCAUCUGAUGGACCACCCUCCCAGCAACCUCCUGCUUAUGGCCAAACAUAUGGCGCGGCAACUGCACCUGAUGGGUAUGCUCAACAGGGCUACCCACAGCAGAGUGGGCAAGCACCAGCUCCAUAUAGCCAGAAUGCACCAGCAGCACCAGGCUAUCCUCAGCAAGGCACACAGCAAGGUGGCUAUGCACAGUACCCGCAAACCCAACCAGCAUAUGGUGAUCAAGCAGCUCAAGCCAAUGCGAACUAUGGCUACCAGGGAGCUCAAGCAGAUCCCAACUAUGGAAGUGCCUACCCACAAGCAGGAUAUGGACCUCCUGCUCCGGCAGCUGGUCCGGCUGGUUAUGCUUCUGCACCAGCAGUUGGUCAGGCUGGUUAUGCUUGUGCACCAGCAGCUGGCCAGCCUGCAGCAUAUGUCCAGGCAGGAUACACCUAACCACCUACAAACCCUCCCAAGUUAUGAUCAGUCUGCAGCAGCACCAGCUCAGAGCGGAUAUGCAGCACCUGCUGCAAAUCCACAACCUGCUCCAGCAAAGGGGGUGUCGCCUCAGCCUGCUUGCUGGAUAUGCCGGUGGGCAGUGCACAGCAUGAACCUCUCUCAAACUUCACUGACAGCAAGAUCUUGUUGGAUACCUAUUCCAAUGUUUGGAUCAUUUGGAUGUUUUUGGGGAUGCAAUGGGUAUGGGUAGCGGACUUUUGUUAUCUGAAUGAGAUCGUAACCCUCCAAGUUGUAAUACUUGCAUUGCUGUAGUACCUAGUAGUCCGGUUAAGGUGACAUUAAACAUCCUAUUCGGUUUUAAGAGAACCAUUGUUUUAUUAUUUCGUAGCUUUUUUUAUUAUUUUGUAGCUUGUCGAGCAAUUUCUUGAUCCUUCGUCUAUAAUGUUUUUGCUUGGUUUUGCACUGUCAUUCCUGGAAA